Messenger RNA from Closterium sp. NIES-67, 7441 nucleotides. The record is from the annotation of a GenBank genome assembly. Lineage: Eukaryota; Viridiplantae; Streptophyta; Zygnematophyceae; Desmidiales; Closteriaceae.
CCUUUGCUUGCAACCGAGAUCCAUCGGUCACUGACAGUCUCUGAAUUCUCUCAACAGAAGCUUGAGCCGCUUAGCUUCGUCGGGAGGGAUAGCAGGCUCCGAUGCUCGCGUAUCUGGUUCUCCUGCGAAGCUACAGGGUUCGUUCGUCGGACAACUUUAAUUAGGUCACCCAGUAUUCCUGACGUCUUUAUUUUUACUUCAGGCGCAGGACAUGCGGUUGCGGGAAGCUAGGCCUUGACUUCCCUCCGACCAAGAGAGAUUAUGCUCGUGAUAGGUCUUCAAUUCGCUAGUUGGCCUCGUUGCUCCUUAUGGCGUGCCUGCUAGCCUCCUCGUACAAGCACAUUCCCCACCUUGUACAUUCCUCGCUCGUUACAAGCACGUUCGUUUCAAAACCCUCCAGCGCUCCUCAUGGAAGGCCGUGGCCUCGCGCACUCCGGGAAAAUUCGUCUCUUAACGCGUAUAGAAGGCCGCCGUAUGUCGGAGCACGCCUUACCAACGCGUCUAGCUCGCCGAGGCACAAGCAGCAAGGGAGCGGAAUUCGUGUACGAAUCUCGCGUUCGCGACAGUCACACGGUCGGUCCGCCAGUCAGACUAGUGCAGCAACAGCACCAGCAGCAGCAGGAGCAGCAGCAACGUCGACAGCCUUGUCGAUUCAUCCUACGACCGCUUCGCUCGUAGCUGUUCUCGCAGUCACCCUGGCAGCAUCGUUGAAAGCAGCAUGGUCUGAAGCACUUUCCGCGUCUUCGCGUGCUGCUGUUGCCUCGGGAUUCUCGAGAUUUCCGCGUGCAGUAAAUCACAGGAAGAAAUCACCGUACAGGUUGCGGCUCUCCAAGUCGUUUCAGGCCGUCAGAUUUGUCGAGAUCCAUCCGCACCGUCCGAUCAGGAUCUCUAGAUUCGUGAAUCCAUCGUCCCGCGGGUCCAUCUCCAGGAAACGGAGCAGCAGAAGUGAUCGAGCAGAUAGAAUAGCCGUUGAAAAGCCGCCUUCUGAAACCCUAGAUUCGAGUGCUCGUACGUGGAAACGCUCAUAUUCGACCAUCCGUCGACGUGAAGCCCUGGAUUCGAGAAUAGGUAGAUGGAAAGUUCUAGACUCGAGUGCAGGUAGACGGAGAACGUCCACAGAUAGCCUCAGGGGAUGGCGACUGGAUGGGCAUGGAUUACCCAAGAAGGCACUACCAGCACGCAGCUUAGUAACAGAAUCAGCCGCAGAUUCGCUACCAGCAGGAUUAACUGCGCACCGAGUACCAGCACAGUCACAGUCUGUCGCACACCUGUUACCAGCAGAAGCAAGCUCAGCAUCCCCCACCGCUGCCCCUUCUGCUGCUUGUGCCGCCUUGUCGUCUAGGUAUCCCCGUGCAAACUCGCUCCAUCGGACUUCUUUUAACAGAACCUGCUUAUAUCGAAGCUCCCUGUACGGCCAGAGACAGGGGCCCGUAGGUCGUUCUCUGGGCUUCCCAGUGGGUAGGAGCAGGCGAAGAUUGCGCUCGCCAGUGCGUGCCUCUGCUGCUGCUGCUGGCGCAGCAGGCGCAGCAGCGGCAGCAGGAGCAGCGGGAGCAGCAGGAGCAGCGGGAGCAGCGGGAGCAGCGGGAGCAGCGGGAGCAGCGGGAGCAGCGGGAGCAGCGGGAGCAGCGGGAGCAGCGGGAGCAGCGGGAGCAGGAACAGGAGCGGCAGGAGCAGCAGCAGGAGCGGCAGGAGCAGCAGCAGGGGCCAUUCCGUUCUUUCUCAAAUUCCCCAUUCCAAAUCCCUUCCACCAGAUGCCUCCUCUAUCCGACAUCUUCACCAAGCUCCUAAAGAAAGCCAUGGCGGCAGGAAAGGUGCCCCUAGACUGGCUGCACCACCCGCUAUCCCCCGUGCUGCCCGCGCUCGUGAUUAUAGCGGGGGCCAUCUGGCUGCUGGGGCCGCUGGUGCGGCUGGGCAGGAAGGUGAUUAAAAAGAGCGACGCCAACUGGGAGGAGUCCCGCUCUCGCCACGUGAUGGUGUCUUAUCUGCGCCCGCUCAUCCUCUGGGGCUGCGUGCUCGUGCUCUGUGGCUGCUUCCAGCCGUUCGCCAUGCCCACGGAGGCGGGUCAGCUCAUCAAGGACCGCUUUGUCAACUUCCUGCGCUCGCUCUCCACCGUGCUCGUCUUCGCCUUCUGCACCGCCAACCUCACGCGCCAGAUUCAGAAGAUGAUGGAGAAGCAGAGCAACAAGGAGGAGACCCGAAAUGUGGGGGUGCAGUUCGUGGGCAACACGGUGUACACGCUCGUGUGGGUGGCGGCGGUCUUUCUAUUCAUGGAGCUGCUGGGCUUCUCCACUCAGAAGUGGAUCACUGCUGGCGGGCUGGGGACCGUGGUGGUGACGCUCGCUGCAAGAGAGAUUGUGACCAACUUCCUCUCCUCCAUCAUGAUCCAUGCCGCCCGCCCCUUCAUGGUCAACGAGUGGAUCGUGUGCCGCAUCGACGGCCAGGAGAUAUCCGGCACCGUGGAGCACGUAGGGUGGUGGGAGCCGACUCUAGUGAGGGGCGACGAUAGGGAGGCGAUCCACAUCCCGAACCACAAGUUCAGCGUCAUUGUGAUUCGCAACAUGAGCACGCGCAACCACUGGCGCAUCAAGAUCUACUUUGGCGUCUGCCACCUCGACAUCAACAAGAUGCCUGACAUCCUGGUGGCCAUGCGCAAGUUCAUUGGCAAGCACCCCAUGCUGGAGCAGCGCCACCUGCACCGGCGUGUGUUCGUGGAGCGAAUCGACGAGCAGCUUCAAGCCAUCAUGAUCAUGUGCUCCACCUUCGUGAAGACGCCAUACUUUGAGGAGUAUCUGCGAGUCAAGGAGAACGUUGUCCUCGAGAUGUACAAGAUCAUUCUCGAUCACGGGGCGCGCCUGGCAACGCCCAUCCGGUCGGUGCAGCGGCUGUACGACGACGGCGAGGUGGCGCGGGGGGGUUACAGCGACGAGGAGGAGUUUGAGGAGGACGAGGACGAGGAGGACUAUGAGGAGGAGGAGGAGGAGAUCAGGCCGCCCGCUCUGCUGGUCGCUGCUGGGCUGGGCGUGGCUGGUGCUGGGUCGGGUGGGGGUGGGGGAGGAGGAGGAGGUGGGGGAGGGGCGGGUGGAGGAAGAGGGGGAGCAGGAGGAGGAGUGGGAGGAGGCGGAGCAGGAGCAGGUGGAGGGGGGAUUGGUGGUGCAGCUGGCAGGGCGCCUGAGAACGGGGCGAGAGUAGGGGUAGGGGCGGGGGCAGGAAUACCUGUAGGGGCAGGGAGUGGUGCAGGGACGGGUGUGGGGGCAGGUGUUGGGGCAGGUGUUGGGGCAGGUGUUGGGGCAGGUGUUGGGGCAGGUGUUGGGGCAGGUGUUGGGGCAGGUGUUGGGGCAGGUGUUGGGGCAGGUGUUUUGACAACCGCAGGGGCAGGCACAUCAGCUUUAGCAGCAGCAGGGGCAGGGCAGGGAGGAGGGGAGGUGAAUGGGCAUGCGAGCUUGGCAGCGAACGGGGGAGUGACUGUGAGCAGAGGUGUGAGUGUGAAUGGUGCGGCAGGAGGAGGGGAGGCAGGCGCUGCUAAUGGUGGGCUUCAUCACACUCCUGCUGCUGCUGGCGGUAGUGGUGGUAGUGGUGCUCCUGGUGCUGCUCCUGGUGCUGCUAGUGCUGCUGGUGGUGCUGCUGGUGGUGCUGGUGGUGCUGCUGCCAGUGCUGCUGCGCCCAUGCAUCCUCACAUCCCACCUCCUCCUGUUCCGCCGUCCCCUGCUGCUCCUCCCCCUGUCAUGCCUCCCCCUAUCAUGCCUCCCCUUGUCAUGCCUUCCCCUGUCAUGCCUCCCCCUGUCAUGCCUCCCCCUGUCCCUCCUCCCUCUGCCUCGCCUCCUGCAACUGUUUCUACCGCUUCUGCCUCCAUGGUGCCUCCACCUUCUCAGCCCCAGCACAUGCCUCCCACUCCCCGUGCUCCACCAUCUGCACCAUCUGCACCAUCUGCACCAUCUGCACCAUCUGCCCCGUCUGCACAAUCUGCCCCGUCUGCACCACCCUUCUCUACAUCCCCCACACCCUCGGGGAGACCCCCUGGCCCCCCUACCGCCACUUCUCCCUCUGCUCCCCCGUCCUCCUCUCCUCCCUCUUCCUCCUCGCAAAAGCCACCUGCAAUGGCCGCUGCUUUCGUCCCUCUGCCCUCUCCUAUGGCUCCUCUCCCCCAAGCCCCUCCAACCUUUCCCAUCGGCUCCUCCUCCCCUACCACCAGUGCUGGGUCCCCACCCAGGCAAGCAGCAGGCCCGACUCCCAAUAGUCCCACACCCACCUCUGCCGCACCUGCUGCAAGGCCCCCUGCUGCCGCACCUCCCAACACCACUCCACCACCUGCCACACCUCUCCCUGCCACUCCUCCUGCUGCUGCUGCCCCCCCCGCUGCGACCAACCGCUCAAGUGCACAGCCCUCUUCCUCUCCUUCUGCUGCUCCGCCCCUGGCUCCUCCCUCUGUCUCCCCUAAGCCUACCGCCCCCACUCCCUCUUCUGCUGCCGCUCCCUCUUCUGCCCCCCCUCCCUCUAUAAAGCCUGCUGCUCCCCCGUCUCCCUCCGUCUCACCACCCAUGGCGCCCUCCCACCCACCCAGGAGCCAGACCUCCAGCGCCCCCUCCACUGCUGCUAGAGCACCCGCUGUCAUUCCCCCCCCUCCUCCCACUGCCACAGCAGCGCCCACGUCUCCUUCCCCCUCCCCGGCAGCUCCACCCACUUCUCCUCCCCCCCCAGCCACAGCUGCACCUGCCUCGCCUUCAGGGCAACCUCCCCAACCCACAAGGCCGCCUCCACCCACAGCGGCACCCAUGUCUGCUCCAAUCUUCGCACCCAUCUCUCCUCCUGCUCCCGCUUCCACAUCCGCAGCCCCCAACUCCCCGGGUCAACCCUUUCCAACCACAAAUCAGCCGUCUGUGGUGACGGGUGGUGCACCAACAGCAGCAGCGACUGGAGGAGCAACCACAACAGCAGCGGCCACGCCAGGGCUACAGUCAGGGCGCAUGGCACAGCCACGAGGAGUAGCAACAGCUGCAGCAGCAGCAGGAGCAGGUGCAGGUGCACCGGCUAUAAUAGGUUCAGCAGCUACAACAACAGGUGCUGCAGCAGCAGCCCAGCAGUCGUCAGCAGCAGGAGCAGCUGCAGAGCGAGCGACUCAGGCGCAGGGGCCAACAGAAUCAGGGGCUCAAGCGCCAAGGGGUGAAAGCGCCAGGGCACGACAGAGAGCCACAGAGACACAGGCGCAGCAGCCAGGGGAGAAAGCAGGUGGGACGUUGAGUGGAGAACAACGGGGUGCAAGGGAUUCCAGUAGAGGGAGGGGGGCCGCAGGUGGGAGCAGGUGGGGGGGAAUGCGGGGCAGGCAGUGUGUGGGCGAUGAUGCCGUGCCAGGGAGCACCAUGGGACAGGGUUCCAUCACCGAGCAAGGUGCUGGUGCUGGUGGCGCUGCUGUUGGUGGUGCUGGUGGUGGUGAUGGCGGUGAUGGCGGUGAUGGCGGCAGUGGUGGUGGUGGCAGUGGCGUGGCGGCAAGCAGAAGGGAAGUGUUGAGGGAGCAGCUGGCAGCAAGAUGGAGAGAGGCGAGAGCAGCGGGUGGCGACACAGGCCUGCGGCCCUCAGCUGGCUCAGCAGCAGCACCAUCAGCAUCAGCAGCAGCAGCAGCAGCAGCAGCACCACCACCACCACCACCACCACCACCUCCACCGCCACCUUCAGCAUCAACAUCGCCAUCAUCAUCAGCAUCACCACAAGCAGCAGUCUCAGCACCAGAUUCAACAUCAGUUCCAGCAUCAUCAACAGCAACAGCAUCAGCAGCAUUAUCACCACCGCCACCUCCUUGGGACUACCUCAAUCCUCCUCCACCCACCUCUGUACACCCACCGGCUGGACAAUCACCGUCGUCAGUAUCAACGCCUCCAGCAUCACCAUCCCCAUCAUCAGCACGAUCAGCAUCAUCAGCACAACCCACAUCGUCAUCACAAUUAUCAUCACCAUCAGCACAAUCAGCAUCACUAGCGCCAUCACCAUUCCCCAGCCCGGCCAUUGCCAACCCCCAACCACCAUCCACUAAACCACCAUCCACUGGAGCACAGACAGAUUCGAUCUCCUCCCAACCGCAAGCAUCUCGUUCUCCCCCUCGGCAGCUCUCGACCGCGUCCCCUCCACAAGCAUCCCUCCCUGUCCCUGUACAAGCACCCUCAUCUUCUCCCUCUGUCUCUGCACCCGCUCCCUCCCAACCUUCCUAUAUCCAGUCCCAGCAAGCCCAACCCCUCUCUCAACCCUCCUCUCCUGCACCACCCUCAUCUGUACUCUCACCCACUGCCUCCUCUCCCUCAACCCCACCCCCGCUCCCCACCUCCCCUCCACCUGCUGUGGCCUCUUCUCCCUCCCUCACACCUUCCCCAUCCAACCCAUCUGCCCCCCCCUCAGCCGUGACUCCUGUGCCUGCUGCACCAGUACUGUCUGCUCCUCCCCAGCCACCUGUGGUCGCCACUGGGGGAACAGUCCCAGUCACAGGUGCAGGCACAGGCACAGGCACAGGCACAGGCACAGGCACAGGCACAUCAAAAGUGGGCGCAGGUGUGGGGUCUUUGCUGCAGGAGCAGCUUCAAGGGGAGGUGACGGGGGAAGGGAGGGGAAUGGACAGAGGGAAGGGGGGGAAGCACGGAGAAGGGGAGGAAGGGGAGGGUGUGCAGCAGGCCAUACUGUUCGAGGUGGACGGUGAGGGGAUUCCCGAUGUGGAUUGGAAGGCUGAGAUUCAACAGGCACUGGGAAUGGACGGAGGGGAUGAGGAGGAAGGUGGGGAGGAGAAAAAGGGGAGUAAGGGGAGUGGGGAGGAGACGAGGGAGAGUGAGGGGAAGUCAGAGGGAAGGGCGAUUGAGGGUGUAAAAAGUGGAAAUAAGAGUGUUUGGAGAGAGGUGGAGAGAGAUGAGGGUUCAAGAUUGGAUCCACGUGAGGUGGCAGAGGAGGGAGUUGAGGUGGCCCCUGUGCCGGUGUUUGUUACAGAAGUCAUUUCAGGUGCCUCGGUUCUGCCUGCUGCUGAUGGUGGUGGUGACGAAAGCAAAGCUGCUGGCAUGGAAAGCAUGCGUGUGUCGUCGCCAGCAGGAGAUGCAAGGGAAGUUGGUGAACGGGUGAUGGGGUCAGGAGAGGCAGUGACACGAGGGAGGGCAGAUGAGACCAGGCCACCAUUACUGGGAGCUGCAGCAGCUGCACUUAUAACUGAGGCUGGUAAGACUCAAGCAGCAGCUCGUGCAGAGUCAGAUGCAACUAAAGGUUCAGGGAAGGGUGAUGGACUAGGAACCCCUGCUGCCACUAUUGACACCAGCGGUGGCAAGGGGGCCGGGAUGGGGCUAGGAACAUUGGGUAGCACAAAGCAAGGUCUAUGAGUAAUGAAUAUGGGAUAUUGUAAUAUGAUUGCGAGGUGAAAUUAAAACCUGAUUGCUUUCGUUCCAACUCGUGAUCGGUACCCUUCGAUGUUUUCAGUUGUAUG